Messenger RNA from Eleginops maclovinus (Patagonian blennie), 1502 nucleotides. It is a transcript of the gene nosip, whose product is annotated as nitric oxide synthase interacting protein. Gene Ontology annotation, molecular function: ubiquitin protein ligase activity. The transcript has 10 exons. Lineage: Eukaryota; Metazoa; Chordata; Actinopteri; Perciformes; Eleginopidae. The record is from RefSeq and is a predicted model, not a curated record. The coding region runs from base 162 to 1079 and encodes 305 amino acids. Gene Ontology annotation, cellular component: nucleus.
GUUGAUCGGUGGAUGUUCUGUGGUCUGGUCAACUCACAUUCCUCUCCUGCAGCACAGGUAUUAACCCGGUUUGUCCUGGUCUUUUGCCACAGCUUGUGUUUGGCCUGUUUCUAACGUCCCGUUCUCUGAAGAGAUUCAUGUAAGAAGCAGACUGAAGCACGAUGACCCGCCAUGGAAAGAACUGCACGGCCGGGGCUGUUUACACUUACCACGAGAAGAAGAAAGACACAGCGGCGUCUGGUUACGGCACUCAAAGCAUUCGACUGGGCAAAGAUGCGAUCAAAGACUUCGACUGCUGCUGUUUGUCCCUGCAGCCCUGCCAGGACCCUGUGAUGACUCCAGAUGGUUUCUUGUAUGAGAAACAGGCCAUUCUUGAAUACAUUUUGCAUCACAAGACAGAAACCGCCAAAAAGAUGAAGGCGUAUGAGAAGCAGAAGCAGAAGCAGAGGAGCAGCAGCCAGCUGGAGUCCAAGUCAGAGGAGCGGGAGAGGGUGGAGAGGUUCAAAACCAAAGAGAACAGCAUUGUGUCCAAACCCAUCAACCCCUUCACCUCCGGGCAGAACCCGGGCGCCGAGAAGAGCCGGACAGACCCAGCAGAGCCCUCCACCUCGUCCACCUCCGCUCCCGCUGCCUCCUCCAGCCAGAGCCUGCCCAGCUUCUGGAUCCCCUCCCUGACCCCCCAGUCCAAGCCCACCCUGCUCAAGAAGCCAAGUAAGACCGUAUUGUGUCCCAUGUCAGGACGUCCUAUUAAGAUGAAUGAGCUGAUCACAGUGUGCUUCACCCCCCUGGACCCCAGUCUGGACCGGUUGGCCCUGCUCACCCGUCAGGACAGAUAUGUGUGUGCAGUGACCAGAGACGUGCUUGGCAACAGUGUCCCCUGCGCUGUCCUGCGGCCCUCCGGGGCUGUGGUGACCCAGGAGUCUGUAGAGAAGCUGAUCAAGAUCGAUAUGCGAGAUCCUGUGACUGGAGACAAGCUGUCUGACAAGGACAUCAUCCCCCUGCAGAGGGGGGGGACCGGCUUCGCAGCGUCCGGGGUGGACCUCCGGGCCAAAGAAGCUCGUCCCGUGAUGAUGGUGUGAGGCCCCACGGCUCCCGGGAGAGGGGCAUAUUUUACUGUUAUUUGAAAUAUGUGCAAGCUUAUGUACUGUUCCUGCAGCUCACAUGGGGGGGCUUUGUUCAUAGUUAGAAACCAUACAUUUGAUAUACUCUGAAUUACAGAACUUUUUUUCAGUAUGAGAGACAGAAUUAUCCUGUUGAUCUGCAGACUGAUCAUCAGCUGGGUCUGUCUUUCAUGGACUUUCUUCACUUUUCAAACUGUCCCUCUCAGCAGGACCACUGUGCGUCCAUUGAGAGACGUUAGAGGUGAAAUUUAUGGAAGAACAAACGAUUCAGAGGAUUUGCAGCUUUAUUUUGUAAAUGCUCCAACAGCUGAGACCUUCAGCUAACUGUUAGCUGUAGCAUGUGAGGGUCCUGUCUUUGUUUCCAUUAAAGUGAUUAUUAUU